AUGCAUCAUUCUCGUCAGUCUAUUGACGUUCCCGUCGUUGUUGAUGAUGACAACGAUGAAGAUCUAACGAAUCAUCAUUAUAUUCCAUCAACUACCGGCGAUUAUUCAUCAUUAAUUGUUGAUUCGCCACCAGAUACAAUAUGUCAUCGAAAUAUUUAUAUAGAUCGAUCACCAUCACCUACAUCCUCAAAUAUUCGAACAUCUCAAACAUCAAUAUCCCUUCGUCCGACUCAUAGACGUUUUUCAUAUAGUACUUCCCUAUCCGAUUCAAUUGGAUCUGUUAAUAAUAUUCAUCGUGAACGUUUACGUUUUAAUACAUGGCCACGUCAUCGAAAAGAAAAACGUGAUAUAUUUGCUGAAUAUGAUAAACGUUUAGCUAAAUCAGUUAUACAAGAACUUGGUAUUGGUAUAAAUAAAACUUAUCGUAAUCCAUGGGGUAAUCUUUCUUAUGCUCAAUUGAUUACACGUGCUAUUGAUAGUAGUCCAUGGAAACGUUUAACAUUAAAUGAAGUAUAUGAAUGGAUUAUUAAAUUUGUGCCAUAUUUUAAAGAUAAAACUGAUGCAAAAACAAGUUGGGGUUGGAAAAAUUCAAUUCGACAUAAUUUAUCAUUACACAAUCAAUUUAUACGUGUACCUAUUAUAUCAUCAUUAUCAAAAGGUCCAGUCAAAUAUGUUUGGACAAUAAAUCCAUCAUUUAAAAAUAAUUCACCCUAUAAAAAAUAUAGUUUAAAACGAAAACGUGCCGCUGCAGCAGCAGCAGCAGCUGCAGCUGUAGCUGUUACAAAUAUGAAUUCAUCAUCAACAUUAUCACAAAAUUCUGAACAAAAUUUAGAAACAAAUACAUCAACAUCAACAUCAUCAAAUAAUUAUCAUCGUCAUUCAACAAUAUCAAUUACAAAACCAUCACGUUUAUUAAAUGAACAUUCACAUAAUAAUAGUUCAUCAUCAACAUUAAAUCAAUUAUCAAUGGCUGCAGCUAUGAUGUCAGCUGGUGUUACUGAUCCAGCAACAUAUAGAGCAUUUUUAAAUUCUCAAGCAGCAACAGCAGCUAUGAUUAAUAAACAAAAACAACAAACUCUAACAACACAACAACCAACAUCUGUAUCACAUAGACAUAAUACAACAUCAUAUACACAUGAAUCAGGACUUCCUAUUCCAAAAAAAGUUGCACUUACAACUGAUCGUUAUAAACAACAACAACAACAACAACAACAACAACAACAACAGCAACAGCAACAACAACAACAACAUGCUGAAUGGCUUUUAUCUUCAUAUAGACAACAAUCACAAUCAUAUAAUACUAAUCAACAUCAUCAUUCAUCAAAUUCAAAUAAAAUUAUGAUAAAUCAACAACGUUCAACAUAUUUACCAUCAGUAUCAUCAUCAAUAAAUACACGUAUGAAUUCUGAUAUAAAUAACUUAUCAUCACCAUCAUUACAAAGACGUGGUAGUUCACCACCACCAUUUUCUUCAACAGUUGCAGCAACAGCAGCACAAAAUAAAUUAUUAGCUCAAACAAAAUUUUGGCAUGCUGCAGUACAAGCUGCUGCUCAAGCCCAUCAACAACAGCAACAACAACAACAACAACAACAACAACAACAACAAUAUCAACAUCAACAACAAACUUCAAAUAGUUCUAUAAAUGAACUUCAAAAUUAUAUUAAUCGAUCGAAUACAAAUAGUAGUAAUCAUAAUAAAAUAUCAUCAUAUCUUAAUUCAGAAACAUUAAAAACUACUUCUAUUGAUGAACAACAUCAUUAUACAAAUGAUCCUCGUUAUAAAUUAAUGCGUGCUUCAUAUCCAAAUGCAAUGAAUAAUUCUUUAUCAUCAACAUGUCUUAUGAGACAAAGAAAUAAUCAAAAUAAUAAUACAACAAUACUUAAUACACAACAACAACAACAACAACAACAGCAGCAGCAGCAGCAGCAGCAGCAACAGCAGCAGCAGCAACAACAUGCUGAUAUGCUUACAGCAGCUUAUAAUAAUUAUAGACGACGUUCAAGUGGAUUUUCAUCAACAACAAGUCAUGGUGGAGCAAGUGAUGAUGAAAGUGAUGAAUAUAUACCACCAAGAAAAGACUCUUCGACUUCAAAUGCAUCAAGUGGUUAUGAAUCAGGUUUAGCUACAAGUCGUCAAUCACCUCCUAUUUCAUCUAUUCGUACAGAUUCAGGUUCAUCAAUAACAUCGGAUAUAUCAUCAUCUUCAUAUUAUUAUAAUUCAAAAGAUAAUAAAAAUCCUAUAAAACAACGUUUAACAAAAAUAAAUUCAAAUGAUAUUGAAAUAGAUGAACGACAACAAUUAUCAUUAAAUUCAGUUGGUGGUUAUGUUGAUGAUCUUAUGGAACGUAUACGUAAAAUGCCACCAAAAAAACGUUCAAAAUUUUAUCAAAUGCUUGAUGAAGAACGUUUAAAAGAUGUUAAUAAUAAUAAUCAAGAUGAACAUACAAAAACAAAACAAAUACAAUGUAAUAAUGAACAUGAAUCUAUGAAUAUAACAAUGCCACUUGUUGUUGCUGAAGUUCAUAGUGAUGAUGAUGAUAAUGAUAAUGAUGAUGGUGACAAUGAUGAUGAUGAUGAUGAUGAAGAUCGAACAUUAAUUGAAAUAUCAUCAAAUUCUUCAAUGAUAAAUGAUAAUGAACAAGAUAAAUUAAAACAACAAUUUUUAGGUUUAAAUGAAAAAAAUUAUGAAGAACUUCUUUCUAUGGGUGUACCAUUAACAGUUAUAAAAGCUCUUACUAUUCACAAUCAACAACAACAACAACAACAAACACAAUCACUUAUUAAUAAUAAUAAUAAUAAUGCUCAAUUAUCAAAUUUUUUAACAAGUAAAUGUACAGUUUCAUCAACAAAUUCUUCAGUAGAUAAUAAACAUUUAUUAAAUGCACGUACAAUACUUCGAAGAAUUUUACAACAACAAGAACAACAUGAACAACAACAACAACAACAUUCAACUAAUGAUAAAUCAUUACCUGAACCAAUGGAUUAUACAACAGAUGAAGAAGCCGGUAUUAUUGAAGAUGAUGAUGAUGAUGAUGAUGAUGAUGAUGAUGAACAUCAAUCAUCAUUGUCAACAACAACACAUCAUAGAAAAAGUGUUCGAUCAAAUAGUCAUAAUCCAGUGACGGUUAGACUAAAUCCAAAUGAUAUUUCAUCAUUAUCACCAGUAACAUCUAUAUCAUCAUCACCGGAUCAUACUGAUGUACAUCAUCAAUCAAAUACAAAUUCACUUAGUCGACCAUCAAGUACACCUGCAACUCUAGUUUCAUCGACUUGUUCAGUCUAA
Molecule: messenger RNA, 3282 nt
Organism: Rotaria sp. Silwood1
Lineage: Eukaryota; Metazoa; Rotifera; Eurotatoria; Philodinida; Philodinidae
Source: the annotation of a GenBank genome assembly